This is a messenger RNA of Cyprinodon variegatus (sheepshead minnow), 983 nucleotides long. Its product is annotated as claudin-4-like. Bases 86 to 718 code for a protein of 210 amino acids. Gene Ontology annotation, molecular function: structural molecule activity. Gene Ontology annotation, cellular component: bicellular tight junction; plasma membrane. The transcript has a single exon. Gene Ontology annotation, biological process: bicellular tight junction assembly; cell adhesion. The record is from RefSeq and is a predicted model, not a curated record. NCBI's taxonomy places the organism in Eukaryota, Metazoa, Chordata, Actinopteri, Cyprinodontiformes, Cyprinodontidae.
UCACAUAACAGUUCUUAGCAGCAAGCAGAACCUCAGUUGGGAGCCAGGCGAAGAACAGAGACACCGAGUACUAACAGCAACAGAGAUGGCAUCUUUAGGUCUGCAGAUUCUUGGGGUUGCUUUGGCUAUGCUUGGGUGGCUAGGAAACAUCCUGAUCUGUGCGUUGCCCCUUUGGAAGGUCUCUGCCUUUAUUGGGAACAACAUCGUUGUGGCCCAGACCAUAUGGGAAGGCCUGUGGAUGAGCUGCGUGGUGCAGAGCACAGGUCAGAUGCAGUGCAAGGUCUACGACUCCCUCCUGGCUCUGCCUCCGGACCUCCAGGCAGCUCGGGCCAUGAUCAUCAUCGCUAUCCUCUUCUCUCUGUUUGGCCUUCUGUUGUCUGUGGUUGGCGGCAAAUGCACAACCUGCAUCGAGGAUGAAAGAGCCAAAGCCAGGGUGUGCAUCUCUGCAGGGAUCUUCUUCCUCCUAAGCGGGGCUCUGUGCCUUGUGACUGUGUCUCUGCCAGCCAACAGCAUCAUCAAAGACUUCUACAGCCCUUUGAUUCCAGAUGCUCAAAGAAGAGAGCUUGGUGCCUGUUUGUAUGUUGGCUGGGGAGCAGCAGGACUGCUGCUGCUCGGCGGAUCUCUCCUGUGCUGUCAGUGCCCAGCAGGAAGGGAGCGCUACAACGGAGGGAAAUACUCUGCCCCUAAAUCCACAGCACCAGCAAAGGAGUUUGUCUGAGCUGCUGAAGAACAGAAAGAAGCUCUCGCUGAGAAGGAAACAACGGAACCAGUCUCUUCUCAAGAUGAAAUCUGCAUUUUGACUAAUUUUCUUUGACUAACACAGACUCCUUUUCUGUUGAUGAAAGAUGGAUUGAUUAACUCGUGAAAUUUUAAGGUUUUCUUUCUUAAUUCUUCAAUGCAAUGUCAGAUAUUUUCUAACUCAAUAGACUUUUUUUUUUUUUUUGGAAAUACAAGCACUUGUUUUGUAUCUAAGCUUUCUGUGU